AUGGAGCGCCGAUCGAAAACUCGUGCGACGCUUGCCUGUCUCCCUUGUCGAAACCAGCAUCUGAAAUGCGACGGGACACGUCCUGUUUGUUCCCGGUGUCAAGGCCUUUCUAGAACCUGCGCAUUUCCCGAAUCGCGCCGAAGUGGUAGCUAUAAAGCAACUUCAACAAGAUCACGGGCUCAAGAUCUCCAACCCGAUGAUUUGACACCCACUGAUAGCGUUACAUCCCUUACUCCGGAAUUUCGGCAGAUGCCGUCCGGCUCGGUUUUAGGCUUUGGAGUGAGGGAAACUGCUCGUGAUUUUGGAAUCGAGCUUAUUGACUUGUACUAUGAAAACUUUCACCCUAGUCAUCCUUUUAUUCUGCCGAGGCCAGCUCUUGACGCGAGGUAUGCCGCUGGAUGCCCUAAUAUUCAGCAUGUCGUAGCCGCUGUUCAGCACAUUGGCUCUUUUUACACAAGUAACCCUACCCUUGGGAUCCAAGAUUGUUUGUUAGAGAAGAACGAACAGAUAGAUGGGUUCACCGUGCAAACGACUCUGCUGAUGGCAUUGGCAAAGAGCAUGUGCGCCGAGCAGGACCUUGCCGAUGAACUACUGUCAAAGGCAAUGCACCAAGCAAGCUUCAUUGGCAUGGACACUAAAACACUGGCCGACUUUAUUUCCGAAAGCGAUCCAGUACUCGCAGAAAGUUGGAGGCGCACAAUGUGGAUGUUAUACGUGAGCGACACAAACUUUGCUGUUAUUCGACAGGACUAUGAUCUGAGGCUGAAGGACAUGAGCUUUGACGUGGAUCUACCAUGCGAAGAUAAGGAGUACAAUGAAAUGCUUAUCCCGCCGACAAGAACGACAUUCGCAGAGUAUCAUAAUCGCGAGUACGACAUGCAAGAAAAGCCGUUCUCUUCGUUUGCAUAUUACAUCGAUGCAAGUAUGAUAUUUGCUACCACACUGCCCGCAUCACUCAAGUUCAGAACCGUAUCUAAAGCAGAGAUACUCUGUGAUAAUCUUGAGGCCAAGAUCGCCGGCUGGUUUGCGAUGUUACCGCCAAGUAAACGAGAUCUGGAUGUUCGGCCUGCCUUCUUGGAUCAACUCAUUUUUCAGUCACAUAUGAUGAUGUACACAUGUCUUGCUUACAUACACAGACCCUUUUCCACCCUUCGAUAUGACCCUGUUGAAGGAAUCUCUACGUGCGGGUCGCCUCCCCCUCCACUCCUCUUGGGACUCAGUGGUGGAGGCGGUCUGAAUCGUCAGUCACAUCUGCAAAAGCUCUUACAAGCCAUCCGCAAGCAGAAUCAAUGCCUUAUCAUCUUGCCCCUCGGUUCUGCCCAGUUGUCGCCUUUCGUCAUUUGCAUGGUUGCCUGCUGCACCAUUGCUCACCUCAUAGCUUGCAAGUCAGCACUACCAAAGGACGAAGCCGAAGUAGCCCGAUCCCGGAUCCGCGUUUGCCUCGGCACGCUCAGGCAUUAUGAGGAUAUAUGGCCGAGGGCUAAGAAGAUAUUAUUGGAACUCAAGAGAAUUGCUAAUUCCAUUUUUCAGACUGAGAUGGCGACCUUGCAUUAUCAGCCCACCUAUGCUGGAGUCUCUGCAAAUCAGCAAGACGCCACGCUUGGAGGUUUAUUUGAAGAGGAAUGGCUUGAUGCCCUAAGAAACUUCGUAUGA
Fusarium poae is the source of this 1653-nucleotide messenger RNA. RefSeq lists its product as uncharacterized. NCBI's taxonomy places the organism in Eukaryota, Fungi, Ascomycota, Sordariomycetes, Hypocreales, Nectriaceae. Gene Ontology annotation, molecular function: zinc ion binding; DNA binding; DNA-binding transcription factor activity, RNA polymerase II-specific. Gene Ontology annotation, biological process: regulation of DNA-templated transcription; DNA-templated transcription. The record is from RefSeq and is a predicted model, not a curated record. Bases 1 to 1653 code for a protein of 550 amino acids. The transcript is spliced from 3 exons.